Rhizopus microsporus ATCC 52813 is the source of this 603-nucleotide messenger RNA. RefSeq lists its product as uncharacterized. NCBI's taxonomy places the organism in Eukaryota, Fungi, Mucoromycota, Mucoromycetes, Mucorales, Rhizopodaceae. Gene Ontology annotation, cellular component: eukaryotic translation elongation factor 1 complex; cytosol. Gene Ontology annotation, biological process: translational elongation. Bases 1 to 603 code for a protein of 200 amino acids. The transcript has 3 exons. The record is from RefSeq and is a predicted model, not a curated record. Gene Ontology annotation, molecular function: guanyl-nucleotide exchange factor activity; translation elongation factor activity.
AUGUCUGUUACUUUGGAACUUCCCUUGGCUCUUCACAUCCUCGACUCUGUUCUUGCUGAAAGCAAGUACAUUGCCUCCAAUGACAAGGCUACUGAUGCUGAUGCCGCUGUUGCUAAGGCUUUAGGUUCUGCUCCUUCUGCCGAAUUCACUAAUGUUGCCAAGUGGUUCUCCGAAGUCAAGCCUGCUGAAGCUGCCCCUGCUGCUGAAGCCGCUGACGAAGACGACAUUGAUCUUUUCGGUUCUGAUGAUGAGGAAGUUGAUGAAGAAGCUGAAAAAAUCAAGGCUCAACGUCUUGCUGAAUACAAUGCUAAGAAGGCUGCCAAGCCCAAGCCUAUUGCAAAGACCACCAUCACUCUUGAAAUCAAGCCUUGGGAUGAUGAAACUGAUAUGGAUGCCAUGACAAAGGGUGUCAAGGACAUCACCAUGGAUGGUCUCCUCUGGGGUGGUCACCAACUUGUCCCUAUUGGUUACGGUAUCAGAAAGCUUCAAAUCAACUGUGUUGUUGAAGAUGAUAAGGUUAUGUUGGAUGACUUGACUGAUCAAAUCACUGCUUUGGAAGACUAUGUCCAAUCCGUUGACGUUGCUGCUAUGCAAAAGAUCUAA